AUGCCAAGAAGAAGUGGAUCAUCCUCAAGAUCAAGACCAAGCCCAACCAGAAGCACAGCUACAGCUGCAAGACCAGCUCCUUAAGCUUAAGCUCCACCAUAAGCACCUGCAAGAUCAGGAGGUAUGUUUUCUGGCCUUGGAUCAACUCUGAUGACAGGAAUGGCCUUUGGUGCAGGAUCUGAAGUAGCUCAUCAAGCUAUAAGAUCUGUCAUGGGAGGAUCUGGUCAUUCUUAAUCUGUUGAUUAAUAAGCUUAAUAAGAAGCCCCAUAAUAGCAAUAAUAAGUUUGUCAAAGUGAAAGCCAAAUGUUUUCAAAUUGCUUGUAAACAAACUAGGACAUCACUAGAUGCUAACCAUAUAUGGAUAUUUUCAAAGAAUGCUAAAAGAAAUUCAAUUUAUGAUGAUUAAUUAUUGCAUUAAAUAUAUAGAACAAAGAUAAUAUCCUUAAUGUUUAA
Paramecium tetraurelia is the source of this 453-nucleotide messenger RNA. RefSeq lists its product as uncharacterized. The record is from RefSeq and is a predicted model, not a curated record. The transcript has 3 exons. Gene Ontology annotation, cellular component: mitochondrion; nucleus. Gene Ontology annotation, biological process: mitochondrion organization. Lineage: Eukaryota; Ciliophora; Oligohymenophorea; Peniculida; Parameciidae.